Molecule: messenger RNA, 2079 nt
Organism: Cladophialophora immunda
Lineage: Eukaryota; Fungi; Ascomycota; Eurotiomycetes; Chaetothyriales; Herpotrichiellaceae
Exons: 1
Coding region: 297-1796 (499 amino acids)
Molecular function (GO): 5'-3' DNA helicase activity
Source: RefSeq, a predicted model, not a curated record
UCGCCAGUCCCUAUCGACGCAAACCCGAUGCAAACAAUCCCGACGCCCAGAUUGUUAUUCUUCUUGUUGACAAUUCACCGCGUUGUGGACGUUGCUUCGAUUAGAUCAAGGACGGCUUGAUUCUUCAGCCCCACCAAACGGCUCUGCUCUUAGCGAGAACACAUAUAACUUUCAGUCGGAUCAGACUCCACUUCCACGACAUACCUUCUAUUCGGGAUUGGAGGCCUGAAGAUAUCCUCUUGUUAAUUUCAAACCAGGCUCUUCUCGAACAGGACGGCGAGGUCACCGUGACAGGUAUGGCCGAUCCAACAGAAAUGCUGCCUGACAGAAUACAAGAUUUCAUUAAUCGCGAAGCGGCCAUUAUCAAGGCAGAGGGCAAGCAUUCCUACACUGCAGCAGCCUGGGUGGAAUCCACAAAUGCCACUUUUCUUGCUGCCUCGUCGACUAACGAACACUAUCUCCCAUUGUUAUCUAUGUUUUUAGGGCAAGGCGAGACCAUUAGCGAAACUUUGCCAUUCGCGGAACCGGGUCAUUCCAUUGACUUGCCUCCUUUGGGCCCGCUGGAACGAUCUCAAAGUCGGGUGAUCCAAAAUUUCUUCAACCACCAAGUGUCCCUUGUUCAUGCGCCCGCUGGUAGUGCACUACAAUCUACUAUAGUCGCAGUUGCGGAAGCGGUUUUGCGAGAGGCCCCUCAGACGAAGAUCCUGAUCUGUGGGUACACAGAUACAGCGGUGGAUAAGAUCGCCGACGGGUUCGUUUUCAGAGAAAAUCUCUGCGACUUCCGAUUUCAUCAUCUCCAUCUUCAGCAUGGAAAGACGUCCAGUCUCGAGGCUUUCAGACUCAUCGUAUGCACAUACUCAUCAUCUUGGGAUGAAUGGCCGAAGGAAGGCUGGACACCUCAUGUGCUUAUUGCCGCAGACGCUGGCAUAUUAGCGAACGACGAGUUUCUGAUGCUAUUGUCUAAACAUUUUACCAGUCUGACGAGAUUAGUGCUAUUGGGUGACCAUCGCCAACUCGGUCCUUAUGCAAAACCUCUCAGAGGUAAGACAGAUGGGCAUAAGUCUGUCUUCGAAAAGCUUAUGGAGGAGCGAUGGCCUAGCUGUAUGCUUGAUGUCGAUCACGUAACACAUUCGGAUCUCUGUUCCCUGAGAAGCAAGGUCUUCUAUGGCCACCAACUGCAGGCAGCGCGACGGACUGGAGACCCCGGCCUCUUUUUGUCCAAGAUGCUAGAGAGACUUGCGGCAGGUCUGCAAAUCGUUGACGAGAGGGGCAAAGCAACAAGGAUCACGUCCUUUGCUCACUUCUUCGACAUUGAUGAUCCGACCGCUGUCAAUGAACAACCGCAGGCCAACUUUGUGGACGUGCUUGUCAGAACCCUACUUUCUACAGGCGCCUGCCAGAUGUCCCAGAUCAUGGUCGUAUCCGGCAGCGAUAGCAGCAAAGUGCUUUUGUCAAGGAACGCGACGACUGGGUGGGACAAAGUGCCAAUCCAUACUGUCCAAUCUGCUCAAGGAUUGACAGCCAACGUCGCCAUUUUCUGUCUGCCGCGAAGCCACGAGAAAAUGCUGCAGUCACCCAUGUGCACGAACAGGGCUGCCUGCGUCAUCACAUCUCUCGCCAUAGACAUGAUCCUCUUCGUUGGCAAGUGGAGUGCUGUGUUCAAUCUACCCCACAACAACGAUUUCCAGCGGACAAUGAUUCAUAUGGAUCAGAACGUUACGGGUUUCCUGCGGAGGGUGGGAGUCUUCCCUUGGAAGAUAGAAGGGCCUGCUGUCGAUGAACAUGGUGAGGGCUAGUAGCCUGUUUUUCCAACUCGCUCAUGCAGCGAAGACUGGAGAGGGAGAAUGAAACGCGAUCACGGCGAUACAUGAUUUGCAUAUUGUUUGUCCAGCGAGUAACGGGACUGGUGGAUGAUGGAAAAUGCGGAGGUAUUUUGUCGUUAUGUUCUAUAUCUGCUAUGCUUGUCGCGGAUCCCCGUCUUGGUUAAUUAUGAGGCUAGGCAAAGACGACAUCUGUCUGUCAUGGUCACAUUGAUGAGCAACACAUACUGGAUUCGCUGGGCGGACUAAUGACUAUACG